This is a messenger RNA of Beauveria bassiana ARSEF 2860, 450 nucleotides long. Its product is annotated as BolA-like protein. The coding region runs from base 1 to 450 and encodes 149 amino acids. The record is from RefSeq and is a predicted model, not a curated record. NCBI's taxonomy places the organism in Eukaryota, Fungi, Ascomycota, Sordariomycetes, Hypocreales, Cordycipitaceae. The transcript has a single exon.
AUGCUUCCUUCAAGUCUAUGCGCCGCUUGCCGUCGCGCCGCCAUUCUCGCGCGCCCUCUCCUCAUCACCACGACCAAAACCACCACCCGACCACCCGUCCUCGCGCGCCAAAACCACCCGCGCCUCAUCUCCUUCCCUCCGCGCCGUCUAUACUCCUCCUCCUCCUCCUCCGCCGCCGCCUCCUCCUCACCUAUACCGCCCGAAACACCCAGCAUGUCCCCCGCCGAGACGGCCAUCGCCCAGCUCCUCACCGACUCGCUGUCCCCCUCCGCCGUGCUCGUGCAGGACGUGUCGGGCGGCUGCGGCAGCAUGUAUGCGAUUGAAAUCGAGGCCGAGGCGUUUCGCGGACAAACGAUACUCAAGCAGCAGCGCAUGGUGAAUGCGGCGCUGGGGGACGUGGUGAAGAGCUGGCACGGCGUGCAGAUUCGCACGAGGGUGCCCGGUUCAUGA